This is a messenger RNA of Malassezia vespertilionis, 438 nucleotides long. RefSeq lists its product as uncharacterized. The coding region runs from base 1 to 438 and encodes 145 amino acids. NCBI's taxonomy places the organism in Eukaryota, Fungi, Basidiomycota, Malasseziomycetes, Malasseziales, Malasseziaceae. The record is from RefSeq and is a predicted model, not a curated record. The transcript has 2 exons.
AUGAAGUAUACCGCGUCGAAAAUGCAUUUGCUUGCAGUGGAUGCCUUGCUUUGGGUUUUCCACAUGGUCGUCUUGGCGAUCACGAUGGAAGAGGCCCAAUCGCGUGCAGAUCCCACGCGCAUUAAUGGACUCGAUUUCACGCGCGACGAGCUCGACGCUGCGGGCGGACACUUGCGUAUGGAGCGCGACGUGCAUCGAUACUACGACAUUGCGAGGGACGGUGCUGACGAGCAGGAGGGGGAGCAGCUCUUACAUGGCACGGGGUCUACGCGAUCGAGCGCAGAGGACGCAGAAGUGUCCGAGGAGGCGCAGCGUGUUUUGCCGUCCACGACGCAGCCCAUCGCAUUGGUCCGCUGGGAUGCCAUGUGGGACAAUGGCAAAGGGACACCCGCAGCUGCUGCGAGCGAGCACCGCGCAGGAGAUACCCUUUUAUUAUAG